AUGGCGAUCGACUCGCCCGAGCAGAGCGACGAUAGCAAAGAUACGAACUCGACACCAGCAAUCAGCUUGGGCCCCGUUGGGGAAACAGUUGAGGAUGCUGCCGGUCCUCGUGUGGAAAGCAUGGCAGAGACCAAACAAGCCUCCGGACAAGACUCCGUCCCCAAUGAGCCAAGCCAAUUCCAACAACAUCGAACGACUCUCAAACGCCUGAGCGACUUCGUGACAUGGACACCCAAGAACUGUCGAUACAACCCAAAUGAGCCUCCUAAAUUCAGUUUGUCCCUGAAUCUGCUGUUCGCUCUGGCCGGCUGCAUCACAGUUGCGAAUUUGUACUAUGUACAGCCAAUCCUCUAUCAAAUUGCAAACACAUUUGACAUCAGCUUUGAGAAAGCAUCAUCUAUAGCAACAUUGCAGCAGUGGCUUGGCUUAUGCCUCACUCCACAAUUCAACACCUUCGCAGCUAUCUCCUUUAUUUGCGGCAUGACAACCGUCACCCCCCAAUUGAUGUUGCCAUUGGUUGGAGACCUGGCACCACCCAACAGGAAGGCUAGCUGUCUGUCGAUCGUGAUAUCCGGCUUGUCGCUGGGCAUCUUGGUUGCUCGGUUGCUCGCCGGAAUCAUCGCGAACUAUACAGACUGGCGCAAUGUCUACUGGUUCGCCUUUGGCGCUCAGUGGUGUAUUCUCAUCCUGCUCUUCUUUUUCAUGCCGGAGUAUCCUUCGAAGAACCCCGGACGCCUGAACUGGUUCAAGUUCAUGUGGAGUAUCAUCCAAAUGUUCCUGACUGAGCCGUUGCUGGUGCAGGUGUGCGUCAUUACGUUUCUUAUGAGCGCAAUUUUCACUUCGUUCUGGACCACCCUUUCAUUCUUGCUCUCGUCCCCUCCUUUCAAAUACAGCUCCUUGAUCAUAGGUCUCUUUGCCCUAAUUGGCAUCGUGAUCAUCUUCUUGGCUCCUGUGUAUAGUCGCCUGGUCAUCGACAAGAUACAACCACUCUAUUCUUGUCUCUUUGGGAUCGGUAUUGAGCUUGCUGGGGUGGCUGCUGGGACUUUUAUCGGCACAUUUACAGUUGCCGGACCAAUCAUCGAGGCCAUCACCAUCGAUUUGGGCACCCAGGCUUGCAACAUCGCCAACCGGGCCAACAUCAACGACAUCAAUCCCAAGGCGAGGAACCGGGUCAAUACUUGUUACAUGAUUUCGGGUUUCACGGGGCAGCUUACGGGGACAGCUGUCGGGAACUCAUUGUACGCUCGUGGGGGCUGGAGGGCCAGUGGCAUCUGUAACAUUGCUUUCCUCGGUCUUGCGAUUGUGGUCUCCAUUGCACGAGGUCCACACGAAAAGGGAUGGUUUGGGUGGCACGGUGGAUGGAGCAUUCGAUUAGAUGACACGAAACACGCAUCGCCUGCUCAGAACAGCGGUGGUGGUGCCGACGAGGAGACUGGUACAUCGUGA
Molecule: messenger RNA, 1446 nt
Organism: Diaporthe batatas
Lineage: Eukaryota; Fungi; Ascomycota; Sordariomycetes; Diaporthales; Diaporthaceae
Exons: 4
Coding region: 1-1446 (481 amino acids)
Biological process (GO): transmembrane transport
Molecular function (GO): transmembrane transporter activity
Source: RefSeq, a predicted model, not a curated record